Molecule: messenger RNA, 5726 nt
Organism: Haliotis rufescens (red abalone)
Lineage: Eukaryota; Metazoa; Mollusca; Gastropoda; Lepetellida; Haliotidae
Exons: 4
Coding region: 134-5107 (1657 amino acids)
Biological process (GO): regulation of transcription by RNA polymerase II
Molecular function (GO): DNA-binding transcription factor activity, RNA polymerase II-specific; RNA polymerase II transcription regulatory region sequence-specific DNA binding
Source: RefSeq, a predicted model, not a curated record
AUUACGAGUCGCGCGAAAGAGAAAAAGCGAGUGACAGGAGAAUGUAUAUUCGUCGCUGACGCGGUGGAUGCUUGAUCAAUCUACAAUCAAGCCUCUUCUACAUGUAGCUAUGUGACAAGCAAGCAAGGCAAUCAUGUCUGGACGAGAAGACUGCCCCAUAACUCUUUCUGACUCGGAUGAUGAUGGUGCCGAUGUCGUCACCGACUCCAUCACCAUCACUCGCCAUGGUCGGUCUCCUUUUUCGAGCAAGCGUUCUUCCACCGUUGCUGCCAUCUUGAUAUCUCCAGGUUCCUCAGUAGUGUAUCCAGCUCAACAUGGCACCAAUGAUUCUAUGUUGAACCGAAGCAAAUCGUCACCCAUCACACAAGGUUCUGUAAAUCAGGUUUUUUCUCCGCAACGUACAACACAUCAUCAUCCACAAAACGUCCCACAGACACAUCAAUGUCCAAGUAAUGGUUUAUCUCCAAGGUUGCUUAAUCCGCCUUGUGAAACACAAAAAAGACUUUCAGUGGAAAGCAUGCAAAGAUUGUACGAGACACAAAUACCUUCAUCAGAUCAGGGCAUUCAGAAACGAAACAAAUAUGCAGCAGGACAGUACACCCAGAUGAUGAGGCAGACAAUGUUGCCUCCUGAAGAUGCUGGUGAUGGUGUUACUCACAAAGAAACCUCGUCUUCAGCUAUUGGUGAUGAAGAGCACCACACAAGACUUCUUGUACCACAAACUGUCAAUAAAAAGCUUUCUGAGGUUGUGGGAUAUAUUGUGGACCGAUCUUACAAGAAGCCUGGUGCAGGUGGUGAUGGAGCUGAUGAGGCAGGCAGGUUCAGGUUACUGAAUACAUUGUCUAGGGCCAGUACACCAGAUUCAGUGAUCAUUGAAUCAGUUGAAGAACCUGGUGUUGAUUCCAGCAAAAUUCCAGUAACAGCUCUCCGAGUAGCUGAAACUCUCCAAGGUCAAAUCAAAAGCCCUCUUGAGCCUGUGACUCCGGACAUUAAGAUUUUGGAAUCAUUUUCUCUCAGGGAUUGCCCCAAAACUUCAACUUGUGUUGUGGAAGUGGUAUCGGAAAGAGUUGCACCCUUUGAAGCAUUUGAAGCUGAUACACCUCCCAAACCUGAGCCAAGGAAGGCCAUUAUAUCUCCAUCUGUGAAAUUGAAUCCAAGAGUGAAACCUAAUUGUAAUACUAAUCUAUUGAGUGUUCUGUGCCAAAAAGCUUUCUAUCAGUGCUGUGUAGGUGAAUGUGAACAUAGUAGUGUCUGUCCGUCAGAAUUUGAGGAUCAUCUCCACAGCAUGCAUGCCAAGGCCGAGGGGUUCCUGUGUGUUCAUUGUGGAGAUAUUGCAACUUCGGCUCAGCUGCUCAUUAAGCAUCUGCAUCACCAUGCUGACCAGAACUCCAACUUCCACUGCAACUACUCCCACUGUAAGUUUGUUACUGGACAUCCGGACAGCUUCACCAGGCAUAUCUAUCACUAUCAUGAAAAGGAAGGCCCCCAUUUGUGUCUGCUCUGUGGGGAGCAGUUUCAGACUGCACUGGACAUGCUUAUCCAUAUGAAAGCAAAUUUUCUCAAUAUUGUUAAAUGCCCUCACUGCUCAGCCAAGGAUGUGACCAAAAGGAAUAUUGUCAGACACAUGAACGAGUUCCAUCCUGAUAAAGGGAAACUAGUGACUGUCUCCAGGCAAAUUGUGUGUCGGGAACGCUUAAGAAACAGUUGGCCAAUGUUGCGAAACAACGGCAGGGCUCAGAGUACAAAUAGAUCAGUUUGUUCGAGUUCAGUUACUCAGGAUAACAAUAGGUCUGUAGUGGAAGGUGACGAAAGAAGCGAGUCGUUUCAAAAGGUAGACUUGACUGAUGGAAUGAGUGAGGACGUGUCAAUAUUUCAGUCCCCUUCUGCUUGUAGGGAUGGGUAUGUUCCGAUUAUGUCCGUCAGGGAUUCUGAGAGUGGAAUUUCUGUUCAGAGGAUCAAGACUGAGGUCGAUUCGGAAGGACAUGAUCAACAUUGUGAUGAAAUGCCUGUGUUAGAGGCUUAUUCGGAAGGAAAUGAUCAACUUUGUGAUGAAAUGCCUGUAUUAGAUCGGACUAGAUGUGCCACAAGUCUGUCUGACCUUGACACUGCGCCAAGAGGUGCAAAUUUGUCUUAUGUUAAAUCAGAGUUAGAGGAAAUGGACUGUGAUGGUGCUGUAACAGAGGAACAUUUAGAGAAAGAUGACAUAGAUUCAGAUCAUCCUGUUUCAAAAAGGAACAGUCCAGUGGAGAAGGAUUCUACAACUUUUAAAAGCAAAAUUGAGAGUGGAACUGAAAGGGAUGAAACGGUCCAGAAGAGUGAAAGAUUUGUGUCACCAUCUUCAGCCUCAAAGAAAGACAAAUCCCUUCAGAGAGUCAAUGCGUGUAGCAAGUGUGACUUCUAUACAACAUCUGUGGGUCAGAUUUACAAGCAUAUUCGUGAAGUCCACAAGAUCGAAGACAUGUUCCAGUGCUCGGAGUGCCAUGGCUAUCUGUGUCAGGAUGACGUCAUCAGACAUCAUGUCAAGUAUCAUCCUGAUGCUGAUGAGAACUACAUCCCUAGCGCCCUCCGCCAUGGAUUCAACAUCAGAUACAUGAAGAAGUCUGUGUACAAAAGUCCUUCAGUUCAAUUUGAGAUUGGAGAUGAUACUUCUACAUCCAUAGACCCCGUGGAAGAUGUGACCAGCAAUCUUAUGGCAAGAUUAAGUGAAGCUAAGGAAGGGGACAAAUUGAAACUGACAUCAUUUGAGUCUCGGAUUCUGAAUAAGAUUAUAAACGAAAGAAAAAUGACCACAUCCAUUGUGAGUGGUUGCCAGAAGCCUAGUGUCUCCCUAGUUAGUGUCAGCAAAGAGGUUGGGGCUCCUGUGGUAAAGCCUAAGAUCCACCGCUCAAGAAAGAGGCGCCGUCUGACAAUGCCAAAUAAAGGUAAAAGGAAAAGGCAGCGCUUGGAGACACAAGAAAUGUCCCAGGAGGGGACAAAACAUGACAGGUGUCAAGAAGAAAUGGAAAGUUUUUCUGGGGAAGCAGAUAUGGUCCAGCAAGAGAUGUCGGAGGAUGAUUAUCAACCUGAUGAUUAUACACUUGAAGAGUUUGAUGGUGUUCAACAAGGUCCUGAGGAUCAAACAGAAAGAAGGUUACCACGGGAAGUAAAUGCUGAGUGCCCUCCUUCAUGUAAUGAUGAACAGGCAUCACCUGGUAGAACUUCAUCUGCAGUGCAUGAAGUGUCUCUGAGGAUCCCCAUAUCUCCUGCUCUAUUGUCUCCUAAAAAAUACCAAUCUCCAUUGGAACCCUCGCACCAAAGAAACCAAUCUCCUCUGAGAGGACCAUCCUUGAAAUACCAAUCUCCAGUGAAAGGACCUUCCCCCAUAAAGUACCAAUCUCCAGUGAAAGGACCUUCCCCCAUAAAGUACCAAUCUCCCGUGAAAGGACCUUCCCCCAUAAAGUACCAAUCUCCAGUGAAAGGACCUUCCCCCAUAAAGUACCAAUCUCCAGUGAAAGGACCUUCCCCCAUAAAGUACCAAUCUCCCAAGAAGGAAAAUCUCUUUUCCUUUGGAGAAAUGAAUGUGGAAAUGGAUCCGUCUCCAACAAGUCACCAGACUCCGAAAAAAGAACAGGCACCUGUUGAUGAGAAAUCUCCUGUUGGGACUCCAUUGCCAAUGAAACAUCCGUCUCCCAUCAAAGUACAAGGAGAGGGCACAGGGCCAAAUCUCACCUUCUCUCAAGUGGACUUUGAUGAUCCUUCGUAUGAGUUCCGAUGUAAAUACUGCACCUACAGAAGAGGUUCUUUAGAGAAGUUUCUCCAUCAUACCUACUAUCACUUUCACUAUAGGCCAUACGCUUGUGGCUUUUGUGAUUUCAAAGCGUUUUCACAUAACCGUGUACUGACACACAUCAAGUUAGACCAUCCAAAGAAAGCCAGCAAACCUGUCGUCAAGAGGGUUGAGAAUGAAAAAAUGGAGGCAAGGUGUCAAAAGACCGCAAUGAUUUGUUUCAUCCCAAAACAUGUUGAGGAUGUCAGUUUGAGGCGACGUGUCAUGAUGAAGAAAGAAAGACAAUUACAGAAAAAGAAAAUUAAGUUAGAGAACAGGGAGGACAAAGUGAAGACAUCAAAUUUGCAAUCAGAUAAACUAGCAAAGACUGUGAAGACGGCAAAGACUGCGAAGACGGCAAAGACUGCAAAGACCAAGUUGAAAACAAUCAAAAAUAGUUCUGUGAAGUCGACGAACAAAGCUGAAAAUGAAGGAUCCUACUUGUGUCCAUACUGUCGAACAAACAGAUCCUUAAUGGUAUGGACGAAGCUUGUGAUAGAGAUAUGCUACCAUAUUCAUUACAAGCCCCUGAAUUGUAGCUACUGUGAGGACCUGCAGUCCGCAUCAAUGUACUGUGUGCAGAAACACAUAGAGAAGGUUCAUCCUGGGAAGGAAGUCAUAGCCAGGGAGGAAAAAGAUCCACAUAAAGAAAAAAGACUGAAGUUACUUUUACAGAGGUCGAUAGACCUGUCCCAGAAAUACAGACAAGAACUGAAGAGAAAAGACCUCAGUGGGAAAGCUAAGAAAGUGAAGAAGAAGCAUGCUGGUGUUAAAGGAGCAUUGCAUCCUGCUGGAGAUGGUUGUCAGGGUCAACCUCUGUCAGCUUCUGACGUAACCGUGGGAAACAACUCUUCGAACACCAAUCUACAGACAGACGGGAACUCAACAGCUGUUGGCAGCACAUCUAUAGCUCCAUCAUCCCAAACUAUCAAGACUGGGAAAAACUGUGUAAGCCCUAAAGACGUGGGGUCCAAGAAAGUUCCUUCUUCUGAAGACCUUUGUGACACGAAAUCUGAUUCUCCCAAGGACCUGCCUGCUUCUCCUGAGGACAUGACCGUCAAGAAGUCCCAUGAGUUGUUCAAGGAGACGCGGGAUGAUUAUGGAGAAGUGCUAUAUGAGUGCUUAAAAUGUGAUUACACCAUACGAAACCUGAAGUCAAUGUAUACCCAUUCGUACAAGCAUCAACCCAAGAUCUUCAAGUGUUAUUACUGUGAUCUUACUGCCUACCCAAGGUCUACCAUAGUUUGGCAUCAGAAACAACAUCACUUCCGUUUGAAGCCCAAAGUGAUUAAUCUUGCUUAGGAACAAAGUCUGGAGAUAGAGAACAAGAGGAAGGAAAUAGCACUACUCUGUGUUAAAGAGGAAUAGCCCUUGUGAUCCAAACCUGUUAUAAUAGCUGAAAUGUACAAACUGACACGUGUUCAAAUAUAUGUUGCUGCAACUGUCAAAGGGAACUCGUUUGUCCUGUAGGAGUCAAAGGGGUUGGUUGUACAGUCCACACUCUGGUUCCAAUAUUCAGUUUAGGUAUAGGGAUGGUCGGGUAGCCUAGUGGUGAAAGUGUUGGCUUGUCACGCCGAAGACCCGGGUUCGAUUCCCCACAUGUGUACAAUGUGUGAAACGCAUUUUCUGGUGUCCCCCGCCGUGAUAUUGCUGGAAUAUUGCUAAAAGCUCAGUUUAGGUGUUCAUGGUCUGAGGCCAAGAAAAAGGGAAAAAAAGGUCUUUAGGGUAUAUGUAAUAUAGGACCAACUGAUAUGGGUCAGUAGGUAGUGAUUUUUGGUGUUUUUUUGUAAUGUUUGACAAAGAUGGCUUGCUUAGAACUCAUGUUAGUUGUGAUAUUUCUCGGAUCUGUAGGUCAUAAUGGCUACAGCAAUGAUAACAGGCAGAAUUUCAGGUUACAGGCAAACUGUUUAGUGAUUUGAAU